UUAUUUAUUUUUAUUUAACCUUUGGUACCAAAGCUCAGCCUAAGAAUCUGCCCCUAUAUCAAAUUAUCAAUCAUAUUGUCCAACCACAAAAAAAGAAGGCAAAAUUUCUGGGCGUGUGCGUACUUUCUGGUUCCUUACGAUGUUGUCUUCUAUUAGAUUCGUGUGGAUCCUGGUGGUGUGUGCGACAGUAACAUGCGCGUUGAGCCGGAGCCUGAGCCAAACACAGAAGUUGUCAGCAUAUGAUGUUCUGGAGGAGUAUGGUUUCCCAGUGGGUCUUCUUCCCAAAGGUGCCAUAGGGUAUGCGCUGAACAGAGAGACGGGGGAGUUUGCAGUGUAUUUUGAGGAAACUUGCACUUUCGACAUAGAGUCCUACAAGCUCAAAUACAAAUCCACCGUCACUGGAGUUAUCUCCAAGGGUAGGCUCUACAAUCUCAAGGGUGUCACCGUCAAGGUUUUGGUCUUGUGGCUCAACAUCAUCGAAGUCACUGUUAGGGGUGAUGAUCUCGAAUUCUCUGUUGGAAUUGCUUCUGCGAACUUUGGGAUCGACAACUUCUACGAGAGCCCCCAGUGUGGAUGUGGUUUCGACUGCAACAAACUUUCUUUAAACGGUGACGUUUCCUCCAUUUAAUUAGCUUUUUGUAUGAUUCAAAAUUUGCGAACACAUUAUUGGGUCUCUCUUGCAGAGUGUAGAUCUAUCUAUCCCCUUUAUGCUCUUAUUUUAAAAUUAAUGGUUAGUGUAGUUUAAUGAGGGCUUUGUUUUGUUUCCCCUCACAUGAAUUAGAGCUUUUGGUCCUUUGCAGUACCUAUUGCCUGAAAAUCCGGACAAAUGUCACUGUAAUUGCCUCACUCUAUUAUUGUCUUGCUGUAAUAUCCAUUGUGAUCAUUGGACAUAUCGUUAUUUUAUUUGUUUUUC
Molecule: messenger RNA, 913 nt
Organism: Abrus precatorius (Indian licorice)
Lineage: Eukaryota; Viridiplantae; Streptophyta; Magnoliopsida; Fabales; Fabaceae
Exons: 1
Coding region: 140-628 (162 amino acids)
Source: RefSeq, a predicted model, not a curated record